GCGGCAACAGCCUGCGGAGAACCAAUCAGCGUGGGCCACGGUAAGAUUUUGUCGCCCUCUCUUCUAGCGCUGUGCAUGACAAGAAAUUGGAGAGGUGCACAGAGAACUAUGAGACUUUUACUUGCUCUGUUGGGGUGUUCCCUGGUCUUUAUGGCCCAAGGCUUCUACUCUGCUAGCGAUGAUGUGGUUGAACUCAACCCCUCCAACUUCAACCAGGAGGUUCUUCAGAGCGACAGCUUAUGGCUCAUCGAAUUUUACGCACCUUGGUGUGGCCACUGCCAGAGUCUGACUGCUGACUGGAAGAAAACAGCUACAGCCUUGAAGGGGAUUGUUAAGGUCGGUGCGGUGGACGCCGACCAGCACAACUCCCUGGGUGGUCAGUACAGUGUCAGAGGCUUCCCCACCAUCAAGAUCUUCGGUGCCAAUAAGAACAAGCCCGACGAUUACCAAGGUGGGCGCAAUAGCCAGGCCAUUGUGGACGGGGCCCUGAAUGCUCUUCACACUCUGGUGAAGGACAGGAUGAGUGGCAGGUCGGGUGGCUCUGACUACAGUAGACAGAGUGGAGGCGGUGGUGGUGGCGGCGGCGGCAGUAAGAAAGAUGUUGUGGAGCUGACCGACGACAACUUUGACCGGCUGGUUCUGAACAGUGGUGAAGUGUGGCUAGUGGAGUUCUUUGCCCCUUGGUGUGGCCACUGCAAGAGCCUGGAGCCUGAGUGGGCGGCUGCAGCCUCGGCCGUCAAGGAGCAGACCAAGGACAAGGUCCACCUUGGAGCAGUGGAUGCCACCGUGCACCAAGGUCUGGCCAGCCGCUAUGGGAUCCGUGGAUUUCCCACCAUUAAGAUCUUCAAGAAGGGGGAGGAGCCUGAGGACUACCAGGGGGGGAGGACCCGAGGUGACAUCAUUGCCGGGGCUCUGGACCUGUUCUCCGACAAUGCAGCUCCUCCGGAGCUGCUCGAGAUCCUUAACGCAGAUGUCCUGAAGAAGACGUGCGAUGAUUACCAGCUCUGUGUCAUCGCUGUGCUGCCCCACAUCCUGGACACAGGUGCAGCAGGCAGGAAUGGCUACUUGGAGGUGAUGAUGAAGAUGGCAGAGAAGUACAAGAAGAAGAUGUGGGGCUGGCUGUGGACUGAGGCUGGUGUUCAGAUGGAUCUGGAGGCGUCGCUGGGCAUCGGAGGGUUCGGCUACCCUGCCAUGGCGGCCAUCAACGCCCGCAAGAUGAAGUUCGCCCUGCUCAAGGGCUCGUUCAGCGAGACUGGCAUUCACGAGUUCCUCAGGGAUCUGUCUGUAGGCCGCGGCUCCACUGCUACCGUCGGGGGCGGGGCUUUGCCUAAUAUCAACGCUGUCGAGGCCUGGGACGGCAAAGACGGAGAGCUUCCCGUGGAGGAUGACUACGACCUGAGUGACGUGGACCUAGACGACAACUUUGGCAAGGACGAGUUGUGAGCCCAGCGUUCCGGUUUAAUGACAUCUUGUCUGUCUGGUCUACCUCGGCGUGGCCAGUCUCUCCUCUCCUGUGGAGCAAGUUGGAGACUGGGUCGCCCUGUUACUGAAAUACCCCAGAAGAUAAAAUCAAGGGGAGGUUGGCUCAUAAUAAUAGCUGUAACGUUACAACCAUGUGUUUGAGUUCGAUACCAUUCAACUUCUAACGUUCCAACCAUUACUAUGAACCCGUCCUCCCCCAUUUAGAGGCCACCAACUUCCUGUGAAUUGAACAGGGUCAGAAAGACACGUGCAGCUUCUCACAUCGGCCGAGUUCCACUGCUUAGAUAUUGCCAGAUCUUACAACGCCUGUAUAGGUAAAAUAUCUAUGAGCUGUCGAUGUCUGUAAGACUCCGCCUCACAGACCUGCUGAAUAUUAGUCACUGCAUUAAUUAUGCAGGCCCUACCUUUUUGGAAAGAGUUAAGGGGUUUCUGAAUAUGGCUGUCCAGUUGGAACAUUCCUUUCUGCAACCGUCCCCUCUUCCUUGUUUCGCCACUCUGACGUCAAGCUAAUCAGACAUGGUUGUAUCCGAUUUCACUUUCAUGCCCGGCCUGUUGUGACUAUAUAUAUUUUGGGGAUUUAGUUGUCGUAUUUUUAUUUUAUUCUGUCGAUGAGCACGUCAGUGUCUGUGCAGGACAAAGGGCAAUACCGUGGGACGACUUGUUUUUCUUACACAACUUUAUUUAGAUUGUGAAACAAAAUUAAGUUUUUGUUACAAAAUAAAAAGAGAAUACUGUUUCAUCAUUA
Messenger RNA from Salvelinus namaycush (lake trout), 2227 nucleotides. Its product is annotated as protein disulfide-isomerase A6-like. The transcript has 12 exons. Gene Ontology annotation, molecular function: protein-disulfide reductase activity; protein disulfide isomerase activity. Bases 76 to 1443 code for a protein of 455 amino acids. Gene Ontology annotation, biological process: response to endoplasmic reticulum stress. The record is from RefSeq and is a predicted model, not a curated record. Gene Ontology annotation, cellular component: endoplasmic reticulum lumen. Lineage: Eukaryota; Metazoa; Chordata; Actinopteri; Salmoniformes; Salmonidae.